AUGGCCGAGGCCACCCUUCACAAUGCCCCCAUCGUCAUCGAUAAUGGCAGUGGGACGAUCCGCGCCGGAUUCGCAGGAGAAGAAAUUCCCUCAUGUUACUUCCCAUCGUUUGUUGGUCGGCCCAAACACCCUCGGGUCAUGGCCGGCGGUCUGGAAGGUGACGUCUUCAUCGGCCAACGAGCUCAGGAAUUGCGCGGACUGCUGAAGAUCAGAUACCCCCUGGAACAUGGAAUCGUGACUGACUGGGAUGACAUGGAGAAGAUCUGGCACUACGUCUACGAGAACGAGUUGAAAACGCUGCCCGAAGAGCACCCCGUGCUCCUGACUGAACCGCCGCUCAAUCCCCGCAGGAACCGCGACACAGCGGCCCAGAUCAUGUUCGAAACCUUCAACGUUCCCGCCCUGUACACGUCCAUCCAGGCAGUGCUGUCGUUAUACGCGUCCGGCCGAACGACCGGGGUGGUUCUGGAUUCAGGGGAUGGGGUGUCUCAUGCGGUCCCGGUGUUUGAAGGGUUCGCCAUCCCCAAUAGCAUCCGGAGGAUCGACGUGGCGGGACGAGAUGUCACGGAGCAGCUGCAGUUGCUGCUGCGGAAGAAUGGUCAUGUGUUGCACACGAGUGCCGAGAAGGAGGUGGUGCGCAUGAUCAAGGAGAAGGUCUGCUAUGUCUCGUUGGACCCGAAGCGGGAAGAGAAGGACUGGACGAACAGCUACCACAAAACGGAUAAUAAACAGGUGGACUACGCAUUGCCGGAUGGCCAUAAGAUCAAGAUUGGUCAAGAACGUUAUCGUGCUCCAGAAAUCCUCUUCGACCCGGAAUUGAUCGGCCUCGAAUAUCCCGGCGUUCACCAAAUCGUCCAGGACGCCAUCACGCGGACGGACCUGGAUCUACGCAAGUCCUUAUACCUCAACAUUGUUCUCUCGGGAGGAUCGACCCUGUGCAAGAAUUUCCCGGACCGACUGAUGCGCGAGAUCAAGCGAUUGGCCGUGGAAGACAUGAAGAUCCGAAUCUCUGCCCCCGCUGAGCGAAAGUACACCACCUGGAUCGGCGGAGGCAUUCUCGCCGGACUGAGCACAUUUCGCAAGAUGUGGGUUAGCGCAGACGAAUGGCACGAAGAUCCCGAAAUUAUCCACCGGAAAUUCGCCUAA
This is a messenger RNA of Aspergillus tanneri, 1146 nucleotides long. It is a transcript of the gene RO4, whose product is annotated as actin-related protein ArpA. The record is from RefSeq and is a predicted model, not a curated record. Lineage: Eukaryota; Fungi; Ascomycota; Eurotiomycetes; Eurotiales; Aspergillaceae. The coding region runs from base 1 to 1146 and encodes 381 amino acids. The transcript has 3 exons.